Messenger RNA from Prosopis cineraria, 2121 nucleotides. Its product is annotated as protein NUCLEAR FUSION DEFECTIVE 4-like. Gene Ontology annotation, cellular component: membrane. Gene Ontology annotation, biological process: transmembrane transport. The transcript has a single exon. NCBI's taxonomy places the organism in Eukaryota, Viridiplantae, Streptophyta, Magnoliopsida, Fabales, Fabaceae. Gene Ontology annotation, molecular function: transmembrane transporter activity. Bases 122 to 1972 code for a protein of 616 amino acids. The record is from RefSeq and is a predicted model, not a curated record.
GUCUGCCCUAUAGUUAAACUGCGUUGAGACUCCAUGUGGAUCUGGAUCUGGAUCAUCCUCCAUUCUCGCUCCUCUACAUAGCCUCGCUCCAAACCUUAAACCCCACAACAUCGUCGCAACAAUGGUAGCUACACAGGUCAGUACCGCUACCGGCGGUGGUGGCUGGAGACAAAUGACAAGCUUCACCCACCAAAUGAUCACCGGCCACUGGUUCAUGGUCUUCGCGUCUCUGCUUAUCAUGGCAGUCGCCGGCGCUACCUAUAUUUUCGGUUUAUACUCAAACGACGUCAAGACCUCGUUAGGCUACGACCAAACCACUCUCAACCUGCUCAGUUUCUUCAAAGACUUGGGUGCCAACACGGGCAUCUUGUCCGGGUUGAUCAACGAGAUCACUCCUCCUUGGGUGGUCCUCUCCAUCGGGGCCAUCAUGAAUUUCUUCGGCUAUUUCAUGAUCUGGCUCGCCGUCACCGGCCGUAUUGCCAAGCCCCGACUCUGGCAAAUGUGUUUCUACAUUUGCAUUGGGGCUAAUUCCCAGACUUUUGCCAAUACCGGUGCUUUGGUCACAUGCGUUAAGAACUUCCCCGGAAGCCGCGGCAGCGUUUUGGGGCUUCUCAAGGGUUAUGUUGGGCUCAGCGGCGCCAUCAUAACUCAGCUUUACCAUGCCUUCUAUGGCGACGACACCAAAUCUCUCAUCUUGCUCAUUGCUUGGAUUCCCGCAGCUGUUUCCACCAUUUUCCUCCCAACAAUCCGGAUAAUGAACACCACUCGGCAACCCAAGGAGCUCAAAGUUUUCUAUAAUCUUCUUUAUAUCUCGCUUGGGCUAGCCGGGUUCCUCAUGGUAUUGAUCAUCGUGCAGAACAGGCUGAGCUUUGCGAGGAUUGAAUACGCGUUCGAUGGCCUUGUGGUUCUGUUUUUACUUUUUCUCCCACUUGCCGUGGUUUUCAGGGAGGAACUCCGCCUCUGGAGAGCCAAAAACCAAGCCUUGACCGAUGCUUCUGAAGUGAUGGUCGUCACUGAAGCUCCACCUUCAAUGACGGAACCACCUCAGACCCAGCUAGAAUGUUCCUCCACCACCACCAAGUCAGAGAAGCAAAGUUCCUGUCUGAGCAACGUUUUCAAACCACCGACCAGGGGAGAGGACUAUUCCAUUUUGCAAGCUUUGUUCAGCAUCGACAUGGUGGUUCUGUUCACUGCCUCAACUUUCAGUGUCGGCGGGACACUGACUGCUAUUGACAACAUGGGACAAAUCGCAAAAUCUUUGGGAUACCCGAGUAAGAGCACCUCCACCUUCGUGUCCUUAGUGAGCAUAUGGAACUAUUUGGGACGAGUAGUCUCUGGUUUCACCUCUGAAAUCUUCCUGACCAAAUACAAAUUCCCUCGUCCUUUGAUGCUCUCUCUAGUCAUGCUCUUGUCAUGUGUCGGACAUCUUCUAAUUGCCUUCGGUGUCCCCAAUUCUCUCUACUUGUCCUCCGUGAUUGCCGGAUUUUGCUUCGGAGCACAGUGGCCGUUGAUAUUCGCCAUCAUAUCUGAAAUAUUCGGCCUCAAGUAUUACUCCACUCUGCUCAAUCUGGGAGCAGUGGCGAGCCCUGUGGGAGCUUACAUACUGAACGUGAGAGUGACAGGCUCUUUAUACGACAAGGAGGCUUCGAAGCAAUUGCAGGCAAAAGGGUCGACAAGGAAAGCAGGGGAAGAUUUAAGUUGCAUAGGAGUUCACUGCUACAGGAUGGCCUUUCUCAUAAUCACAGCGUCGACAGUUAUAGGGUGCUUGAUCUCCUUCAUAUUGGUGAUCAGGACUAGAAAAUUCUACAGAGGCGACAUGUACAGUAAGUACCGAAUGGAAACACGCACUGUGAUGGCUGCUCCUCCAGGUGGCACUGUUUCGCUAGAGGCAGAAUCUCAUGCAAAUAAUGCUUCCUUCAACGCUAACGCGAACGGCGGCAAAGGAGAUUCAGAUAAAAACAGUAGAAAGUGAAGGCGGUGGAAUGUGUAACGUGGAUUCGAUGUUUUUGUAUGUUACGGAUUAGAAUAUCUGAUCACUUGUCUUUCGUAGCUUUGAAUUGAGAAUAGUGGAAAAAUGCCUGUCAGUUUGAUCAAACGAUUACAUAGAUUUCUCUCUGAAAA